AUUUUACGCUCGUGUUUGCUGUUAAAAAUACCGUUGCCAGUUAAAUUAAAAAAAAAUUCUAUUCAAGCUGGUUCACUCUACCUCGAGAACGUAUAUAUUUAACCUGGAUAAAGAACAAAGGUUAAUAUCAGUGGCUCCAAUGUUGAUAACUCAUAAAGGAAAUGUUUUAAUCAUGAAACUUUUGCCUGUAAUCGUCUUUCUUCAAAUUUAAAUAUUUAACAAGAUAAUAUCGAGAACGAACUUAUAAAUGUUUCCUAAUAUCACGGUAGCAUUCGAUACAAAUACUUGAUAAUAAAAUAAGAAAACUUUGUUCGCAUACGCACGUUAUCUGUGCCUCGGUAAACACUGAUUACACAACGACAACUAGAGGAUCGUAUGCGAAAAUGUUAUUGCGAGGCAGUGGGUUGCGAUAAUGCAUCAUAGAUGAUACUUGUUUCUUUAAUUUUGUUCAAAAGUUACAUUCAUAAAUUUCUUUCUCCUUCCACUUUUCAGAGAUACAGUGAUACCUGCACGAUAAGUAUGCAUUGACCCUCGGCAUUUCUAAUGUUAACCACCACCCAAUUUAUUAUCCUCCCACAUGCUUAGUUCUAUAUAUACACGCGACGAGGACCACGCGUAAUCUAGCUGAAACGACGUGUUUGAUACUGGUAUCAAAGAAGCUCUAGAUCAAAUAUAACAAAACAAAGAAAAUUGUGUACGUAGGUGUACUUAGGUCCUCGAGUUCUGGAAAAUUAAACGCAAACCUAUUCCCUCGUUUAUCGAAGAGAGUUUACGUUGAUUUACGCGAAACGUUUGCACGACCCUCCGCAAACGUCCCGAGGAAAAAAGAAAGGAACGACGAUUUAUGGAACCGCUGCCGGUUCCUGGCACUAGUCUGUCUACCAUGGAUCAAGAGAUCCUAGGUUACCCCUUCAGCCCCCCGCGCACGCACAUGUGUAUGCGAAAUGCUCGCAAGACGUGCUAUAUUUAUAGCUAGAGAUAAAUAUACACCCUGGCUAGUCUCCAAAUUACCAUACGUACGGGCCCGAGUUCGAGUAACGGCCUAACCCCCGUAAUAGAAGCAUCGUGUCAGUGGUAUUAGUGACGUCUAUCGACGGUUUGCGAAAGUCGCGGUCUAUAAAGAAAAAUUAAAAAAAAAAAAAAGAAGAAAGACCACCGUGCGAUGUAAACCGUUUUAAGCGUUGCACGCGCGCUGAUCGUUGUCGAUAGAAGGAACGUUUUCGAAUAGUGUAUCGAUCGUAUCGUCGAUUGGUCGUCUGGUUCGACUGAUAUGAGAUCGACGGGUUCAACCUGUUCCCUCGGAAUGGAAGGCUCUUAACGACCGUUUCGGGAUAAAUUUAAUCGCGACAGCCUGCUGCGUUUGGAUUACCAUCGAUCAAGUUCCCUCGAGUCGCUAUCUAUUAAAACUGAGAAGAUCCCGACGACGUAUCGACGUGCAUCCUUGCGAGAUAUGCCAAACGUCGGAAAUCUUUCCGGAUUUUCGAUCGUCGACCCUUUUAAUUUCCCACGUAUCGUUUAUGGUGAAUGCAUCAUAUGUACUCGUCGAAGAAAGGAGACCCCCUCUGCCCCCUUGGCUUUCACCCCCAAGUCCGAUGGCCGACACGCUGCAAACGAUGCUUCAGGGAUUACAAAGAGCACGGGGGUAAGAAGGACAGCUUGAGGGACAUCACAUCGUCCACCCCUAGUCUUUCCUUCGAACAGUCAUCGGGACGCUCGUCGGAAAAUGGAAGAAGAGUGUGGUCGUCCGCCACGAAUUUGGCCAAGGAUGAUUUUAAGGGCAGCUCGGAUGCGCCAACGGCGUCAGCUGGAUGGACGUCGCUCAUGGAUCUUUCCGCCAUCGACAAGGAAGAAGAAAGAUUGGAAUCCAGGAGACCGCCAAAAUUGCAGAUCAAGGAAGUGAUAGACACCAGCAACCACCGAGCCUCGGAGAACGACGUCGAGUUCAUAAUUCAGGUGAAGAAAUCGCGGACCGGUCCUCCGAAAAAUGCUCUUCAGAGUGAGGAUCACCGGAUGGAAGGGGAAACGCCUGAGAAAGUAACAAUAUCAGCAUUCUGCACUUCUUCUUCACCGUUUCCGUUUCGGCGAUCUCUGAUCUUACUAAUCGCCUCUGGUUUAAUACACUUGGAGCGCUGUUGCUAUGCGAACUAUUCUCGCUAGAUCAUCGUCACUGUCACAUUAUGCCUAAGUGUAUCGAUUAACGCGCAUUGCGAUUAAGUGUAUCGAUCGAU
Molecule: messenger RNA, 2228 nt
Organism: Hylaeus volcanicus
Lineage: Eukaryota; Metazoa; Arthropoda; Insecta; Hymenoptera; Colletidae
Exons: 7
Coding region: 1525-2157 (210 amino acids)
Source: RefSeq, a predicted model, not a curated record